Molecule: messenger RNA, 3009 nt
Organism: Chaetomium strumarium
Lineage: Eukaryota; Fungi; Ascomycota; Sordariomycetes; Sordariales; Chaetomiaceae
Exons: 2
Coding region: 1-3009 (1002 amino acids)
Biological process (GO): mitotic spindle orientation checkpoint signaling; regulation of Ras protein signal transduction
Cellular component (GO): SIN/MEN two-component GAP complex; mitotic spindle pole body
Molecular function (GO): GTPase activator activity
Source: RefSeq, a predicted model, not a curated record
AUGGAUUCUUCCACCUUACGCCUCAAGACCCGGGCGCCUGUGGAGGACCAGAUUGAGAACUGGGAUGAUGACGACUUUGUGAUUGACAACGACGACCUUGCGUUUCCUUCCGUCUCCAACUCGGCCAACAUCUCUUCCAGUCGUCGCGACUCACAGUCCUCAUUUCGGUCCGACUUUGAAUCCAUUCACGGCGAGGAAGAGAAGCAGGUUCAUUUGCCAGGAAACGAUGAAAAAUCGACUCUCGAUGCGAUAGCAGCUGCUGCAAAGGCCGGCAUUCCGCUUCCCAAAAAUGUACCGCCCUCCGCCCUUAUGGGCGGCACGAUAAAGCGGCUUGGAGGCAAAAAGAUCAAAAGGAUCAUUCAGGAGGAUUGGGUUGACGACCUCGAGUUUCCCGAUGGGCAAGCUCUCCAGAUUAAGGCUCGGGAUGCUGCUCAGUUUCCCGAAGUUCUACGCCAAGUCAGUAAUUCGACGCAACCAAGUCCGUCAAAGGCGUCGAAGGAGUUCUCGACAAUGAUCCAGGAGGAGGGCAAGGAAGCGAAAUCGGCGACUUCGAGUUUCGUCGACUUAGAGCGGUUCCGAGACGUGGAUGACGAUGACGACUUCUUUGGCGACGGCGGUGACACCAUUAAGGUGUCUAAGAGACGUGAGGCGCCGAAGCCUCUCUCCCUCAUCACGCCACCGACUCCCCAGAAACAGGUCGGCGGAGGAGAUGACGAUUUUGAGAAGGACCUUGAGCUUCCGGAGGAUGGUAGGCUGAAGCUUUCAGCCCGGAGAGACAUUCCCAAGACGCCAACGCUCAACACUAUCUUGGAUGAUCUUGAUUGGGCCGAAGGCAGUCUUGGAACGAGAUAUGGCGGCACUCGGCGUGAUGCUCAGUCCACUCGCAGUUCUUCUGUCUCUGCCUUCAGCCCGAGCAUUGCAAGCUCAAUAACUGCGGAGAGCGAAGACGAGACAUUUGACGGGCUGAUCAUCCCAAAUGGCCCUCUUGAUUUUGGAGAGCGUCUGAAGCGGCGCCGUCAAAGCCGCUCUCCUGUGCGUCGCAUUAUUGAUGAGCCCAUCCAGGAAGAACCUGCAAAAGAAGCACCGGCACAUCAGAAACUCGCGAAGGAGGCGAGGGAGGAAGAAAAGGAUGAUCUCCUGGCCGGGCUGGAGAUUGGUGAUGGAGAAGUCUUCGAUUCGAGAAAGUUGACCCUGCACCGCAACAUUCAGGUCAAGACAGCCAGGCCUGCGAGCCCCUCGCGGCCCAAAGCUUCGGUCGCCCUCAAAUUCACAAAUAAGCCGGUCACAGCAUCCCGCCUUCCGCGACCAAUGGGUGGCCAUGAGCGGUCACAUACACAAUCAUCGCUAGAACCUGUCUCUGAAAGCGGCGGUCCUAUUCCUCGAACCCAAUCACGGCGUUCUUUGGGUCGCGUAGGACAUUCGGCGCACUCUUCCGUGACUAGCCUCGGUAGCGUGACAAGUCCUCCACCACCUUCCUUAACGCAGACCAUGGCACCUUCAACGCCGCGAAGGAGGGACCUUGGGCAAAAGGCAUCCGCCAUGACCCUGCGGAACGAACCGACGACCACAGGUGCGCAACUUCUCCGGUUCAAGCGGUCAAUGCCUUCGCUGCGUGCUCAACAGUCCCCUGGGCGCCCACCGCCCACCCGUGGUUACGAGCGGCCCCCUUCCCGAACUGAGCAAUCCACUCGCCCUCAAGCAACAGCUCGGCCGAAGACCCCAGUAGAGCGGAUGCGUUCUUCCGAAAGCGCUGCAGUGUUAGCCCGCAAGGCCCCAGUCCCGUUUCUGCCAGCCGGAGCAUCAGUGUCUCAGUCACAUAACAUCAACGCUAAGAGCUCCCGAACCUUCCGCCGUCACGACUCAGAAAGUAGCGUUGAGUAUCGGCCCAACUCCCGAGCGGUGUCUCGGUCGACGAUUCGCUCGCCUAGUCCGCGCUGGAAUCGCCCGACGGAGAAAGUCACCCCUGACGGUGCUUGGGGCAAGCUCAGCAUGCCCAGACGUGUGCGAAACUUUGGCGAUGGCCAUGAACUGGAUGCCUUCGAUGACUUGCCAACGUCGAGUCAUGCAGAAGCGAAAUACCUGAAGCAGCCGGCCAGCGCCAAGGCGCAAACGCGGACUCGCUGUUACCAGAGCAUCUUGCCCGACCGCACUGUUACACCCUCCCCUGGUACGCCCUAUUCUUCCCGGGUCGAUAAUGUGCCCAGUUUUGCUCGCGAUACUGCCGCAAGCCGGAUCGCCCGGGAAACGAUUCUGGCACAGCGCAACCCGUCGGGGGUUCUUGCUCCACUCACGACUCAGCGAGUUGCUCAGCUCUCGGCAAGGGGCGCUUUCAAUCCACCAGCUCAGCCUUCUGGGUCAACGGCCAGGGCGAAGAAGUUGCGCAGGUCCCCACAGUCCAAGCCUCACCUGAUAUCAAAUCUGAAUCCCCCAAGAGACCCAAAGAUGGUCAAGGGCAUGUGGUAUAACCCGGAGACAUUCCGGUGGGAGGGCAACGACAACGUGCUCAGUGCAUUCGAGGUCCCAGCUUCCACUCCGUCUACUGCGUCUGUGCCCCCGCAUCUCAUACGUGAGCAGACCGCGACACCACGUCCUGCUCUUAUCACCAACAUCGGCGCGACCAAGGGUGUCCAAGUGGUUGGCGGCAUGGUGUUCGAUCCUCAAAACAUGUGUUGGCUCAAGUUGGCGCCGCAGGGCCGAUCGGAGGAGAGCGACCCCCUGGACGGCUUCAAUGCCAUUGAUGAGGAGGAGGACGUCUUCAAAGAUAUCCCCGACCUCGAGGAGCGCACCGUAGCAUCCAGCGACGGUGGCAAUGUCCGGGUCAGCGACGCCAACCACGAGUGGCCGGUGGGCGAAGAGUUCGAUGUCGGCCCUGCCUUUGUCCGCCGAACGCGGGAGGAAGAGGACCGGUGGAGAAAGAAGUGCCAAGUCUGGGUCGUGAACCAGGUCGACCGUGGAGAUGCCUGGAAGUGGGCCAUACGCGACAUCGUCAACCAGAGUCUGGCUGACUGA